UCGUUAAGCAGAGCCAGUGGAGCUGUUCUCUGUGUAAAGUUCAGACUCCCCGGCAGCGUCGUGCGGUUUCCUGCUGUCACUUUUCUGUCCGCUCCAACAUGCGUUUCCUCCCGCAGACAUCAUGGGAUUUAUCCGCUCUGAGAGGAAACUAACCUCCGGCUCUGCUGCUGCCUGUGUCCGGGUUUUGCUCUCCUUCAGCCGGGGAAAUCCUGCAGCGCCUCUCUGAGCGUCUUUACCGACACCGAGACGCUUUUUCCUUCCCGUUAAUUUAUUUGUUUCCUGUCGCUUCAUCUAUUGACUUCAGCAGCUCCGAGUGACAGUAUUUGUAAUUUCCGUUCACACAGCUGAAGAUGGAGACGGUGAUGGAGAGGGAGUGCAGCGCGCUGGGGGGGCUUUUCCAGACUGUCAUAGGAGACAUGAAGGGUAGUUAUCCUGUCUGGGACGACUUCAUCAGCAAAGCAAGCAAGCUACAGUCACAGCUCAGGACAACAGUCGUCGCCGUAGCAGCAUUCCUGGAUGCCUUUCAGAAGGUGGCCGACCUGGCGACCAACAGCAGAGGAGGGACCAGAGACAUCGGCUCAGCCCUCACCAGGAUGUGCAUGAGGCACCGCAGUAUCGAGGCCAAGCUCCGCCAGUUCUCCAUGGUGUUUCUGGACUGUCUGAUUAACCCUCUACAGGAGCAGAUGGAAGAGUGGAAGAGAGUAGCCAACACUCUGGAUAAAGACCACGCCAAAGAGUAUAAGAAGGCCCGUCAGGAAAUCAAGAAGAGAUCUUCAGACACUCUGAAGCUGCAGAAGAAGGCAAAGAAAGCUGAUGUAUUUGGCCGCGGGGACCUCCAGCCUCAGCUGGACAGCGCUAUGCAGGAUGUCAGUGAUAAGUACCUGCUGCUGGAGGAGACAGAGAAGCAGGCAGUGAGGAAGGCACUGGUGGAGGAGAGGAGCCGCUUCUGCUACUUCGUCUCCAUGAUGAAGCCCGUUGUGGAGGAGGAGAUGUCCAUGCUGGGGGAGAUCACUCACCUCCAGACUCUGACAGAUGACCUGAAGACACUAACCAUGGACCCUCACAAGCUGCCCGCCUCCAGUGAGCAGGUAAUUGUCGACCUUAAGGGCUCUGAGUGCGCCUGGUCCUACCAAACUCCACCCUCGUCACCAAGCACCACCGUAUCCAGGAAGUCAAGCAUGUGCAGCAGCCUGAACAGUGUGAACAGCAGUGACUCUCGCUCCAGUGGCUCACACUGCCACUCCCCAACCUCCCAUUUCCGUUACCGUGCCUCCUCCUCCUCUUCCUCAGUGCUCCCCCAGCAGACACCAGCCCGCCUCUCCUCGGUCUCCUCCCACGACUCUGGCUUCAUCUCCCAGGACGCCUUCCAGUCCAAAUCACCAUCACCCAUGCCCCCAGAAACCUCACAGGACUGGGCCAAACCAGGCCCUUAUGACCAGUCAAUGGUCAACACCCUGAAGAAGAGCAAAGACAGGAGAGAGACUACAGAUCCCAGCAGCCACCAGGGCACUGACAUCACCACAUCAGGAGAGGAACCACAGGGGGUUAAAGGACGCCACUCUGUGACAUCAUCCAAGGAGGAUAAAGAAGCCCACGAGGAGUUGGCCCGAGCGCUGGCCCGAGGCCUCCAGCUAGACAUCCACGGCUCCAGCAGAGACUCACUGCAGGGCUCCAGUGGCUACAGCAGCCAGACCAACACACCAUGCUGUUCAGAGGACACCAUCCCCUCACAAGUAUCAGACUGUGACUACUACUCUGUGGGAGCGGAUCAGGAGGGCGAACAUCAGCAGUCAUCAGACUAUGAUAAAUCUUCCACCAUCCCCAGAAACAGUGACAUCAGUCAGUCUUACCGCCGCAUGUUCCAGUCCAAACGCCCUGCCUCCACUGCUGGGCUGCCCUCCAACCCCUCUGCCAUCAUCACCCCGGGAGUCGCCACCAUCCGACGGACGCCAUCCUCCAAACCCAACCUGCGACGGCCCUCCGGGGGCCUUAGCUUGGGCCCCAUCCCCAUCAAGCCCCCCAUGAUUCCAGUCAAGACCCCUACUGUGCCUGAACAUCCUGGUUUCCCCAGCAGGGCAGCAUCAGAGGAUGGCAACACACCACGAACCCCACUCAGUCCCCCAACCACCCCUUUGUCACCAGGCAGCAGUGGACCACUUUCACCAAGGUCCAGCUCCUGGGAGACCCACCACCAGAGCGAGGGGUUGGAUCCUCCCACCCCACCACCGCAGCCCAGCGGCCGAGUGUCAGAAUGGGAGCGCCGGCCUCUCCCAGAGCUCCUGGAGGAGACAGAAUACAGCGAGGUGGAGGAUUUUCUGGUGGCUAUCCGACGAGGUGUCAGACUCAAGAGGACAUCGACCAAUGACCGUUCAGCGCCAAGUAUUCACUGAGACUAGAAGAGCUGGUUUGACUUGCGCCAUUUUGCGUCCCUGGCUGAAUCUCAGCAAAUAUGCUCUUAAGGGACACAAAAUGGUUGUCAACAAGUAAAUAGGAGCCAUGACAUCAAAUGGACGGCGAGAAUGGGAGGAAGUUGCUCGGAGACUCUGAUCAAGCAUCAGUUUAGAAAUUACCUAACGAAACUUAAAAGGGAUGUUUGAUCAUAACACGGUGAUCUAAUUACAGAAAUUUAUAAAGGUAAGAAAUCAAAUAAAGCGCUUUCACCUUUUGGCCAAAGACAUAAUAUUUAAAUGAGGGAUAAAAACACUUCUGUUUGUGGUGUUGACAACAGUUUGUGAUUUUUGCGAGAGUUUUGGGUUUUAAAGCCUGUAAGUACAUAGUUUGAAAAGCUCCUUUCUGAACUCAAGCAAAGUUAGAGGAAAUCUGUCAAACAAAUGUGGAUAAAAGGUAGACAUUUCUUGUCCAGAUUUCGACUGCAUCCAACAAGAAAGUUUACCUUUCGUAAAAUAUCAGUGGACUCUCUUAGGCUGAGAAUUUUCCCCACAGUGCCAAAUUUUCUUUCUUUGGAAACUGACUAAAGCACCUCUCCCUUUAAAAACGAAACCUGCAGCCUCUUGCAAGUUGAAAACUGUCUGUAUUGCACCUGAAUAACUCCAGUGAAGUUUCCCUCUGAGAUUACUACUGGGAACACUGGUGCUGAUCUGAGAUCAAUUCCCCUGGGCAACUUCAGUUUACAAAAGAAAAGAUGUGAAAGGACAUCCUUGUCGAACAAGUUGGACAAGGUCAUUGUUGUAGCAGACACUACUCAAAUGAAACAUUACGUAAACGUUAACACGUAUUGUAUUGGGAAGAAGUUACGAUGGGUGAUAUAUGGAAAAAUUCUGGAAGGAUUGAUGGAGGAUUUUCAAAUCAUUAUUUGUAUGUACAUAUUUAUAUUUUGAUGUGUUUGUAUAUUUUGUUUGUCAUACAUGCCCGUAGUUUCCCAUUUCCACUAAAGGUGCCAAAAGCCUGUGUGCUGAAUUUAACUUAAAUAUUGUAAAAAUUCUAUUUAAAUUGAAAUUAUGCUGGAUUUUUUUUCUAUUAAAAUAUAGGUGAGUGUUUGAUAGAGAAGACAGACUGAAAGAAAACUUGAGCUUCUACGCAAACUGAAAGAGUAAUUGUAAUUGUUAGGGUAGCACAUUGAAGAAUGGUGUGUAUAUUCACAGUUAUCCUAAUAAUGACACGUACGGUAGAUUGACCUGCAUGUUCUUAAAGUUUUCUCCAGUAUAAAGAAUCCUUUUGGCUUUAUAUUAGAAAGUUCAGCAUAAUAUUCCAGCAGUGGAUAUGAAGAGUGGCGGAUUAGGAACUGCGGAUGCCAACGUCUUAGUAGAUUAAGUGUGCUGUUAGCUUUUAACAAAAAACAUUGGGUCUCAUUCAUGAAACAUGAGCGGAACGAAUUUGUGUGUAAAAUCUUUGCUGAAGGAAAUUUACGUGUAUUUCGGCAUUCAUUAAUAUGUUAGUAGCUCUGAUCUUUUCGUAGGUACCAACAAAAUCUACACCUGCUUCUGACUGCUUGUAGUACUUUUGUAGAUAGAUAGUACACAAAUAUUGUUUGUAAUUAUUAGAAAUUAUAAUUUUAUUUCAUAUUGUGCUCUGUUAUGUUCACAAUACUCAGAUGCCUUUGAUACAUGUAAGUUAAAGAUGACAGGAGAUUAGAAAUAUAACACAUUUAGCUAAAUUAGUUGGUAUUUAGCAGAUUUAAGCUUCAGAAUAGGAUUCUUAAAAAUGUGAAUGAGUUAUUUAAAUCAACUUAUACAAAACUGAAAAACCAACAAGUUCCUCCUCUGCCCUCGUUAUACACUGCAGCCCCAAACUGAAUGUCAUCUUUGUUUAAUUUAAUUGUCACAGGUGCAACGUGGGAGACAUAAACAUUAUUUGUGUGAUGUGGCAGCUAUACGCUUCUUUAUAAUACGACUUGUGGACCUGGGAAAACAAUUCAGCAUCUGUCUCCACUCACACCAGGCAGCUGGUGAACCUGGAUCUGAUAAAGAGUUGGAGGGAGACAGUGUGGUUUUACAUCUUACUUGCUAAACUUAACAGUGGGUUAUUGCCUACAUUAGACUGCCUGUAUUAAAAGGAUAGUGCACGGCAAAAUGAAAAUUUUCAUUGUAGCCUGUAGCUCUAACUGCCUCUGUGUACACUGCGAUGACGUGUGUGCACUUGUGCAAGACCGUGAGACAUGGGCACCGCCUUCAUGUGUGUUCACAUGCUUUCGCUGGUCUUGCGCGCACACGUGAGCGCAGUGUACACAGAAGCAGUCAGAGCUACAGGCUACAAUGAAGCUAAAAACAGAGUUCAGAUGACGUUUUUCCAAACAACUUUUUAUGCCGGGGCUUCAGGACACUUGGAUCACUACGGACGAGCAGUAUGGAGAUACUUUGUGGUUUCAAUUAUGUGUUUUUGGACGUUUGAAUCUGGGGCGCCAUAAGCUUCCGUUAGAUGGAGUUGUGCUGUUACUCACUCUCUCCUUGGAUCUCCGCAAGGGAUGUGAGGACUCUAAAACUUCACCUGAGCCUCCCUCGGCAUAUGGGUGAGAAGAUAAUGGCUGAAUUUUCAUGUUUGGGUGCACUAUCCCUUUAAGAUGUUUUAAUAGUGAUUUAAUUUCACAACAGUGAAACAAUGCUGAGGCUUAGAGCAAACAUUACCUGGCUGUCCAUGACGGCAGAUGAGGGAAACGUCAUGCUGCUCUGCAGGGCGCUUGACUUGCAUACGGCUGCCACAAGGGAAACUAGAGGGAGGGACAGGGCUCAACUCAAUGCAGUUGACGGGCAAACAGCACACUUUUAAUUAAGAAUUGAUGCCAUGGGCCAAAUUUAAAAACUAAAAUAUAAAAUUAUUGAAAAGACGUAGAGAAAAACAUGUCUUGCAAAAAGGGCACUUAUGUAGCCAGAGGCCAAAACUUCAUUCUCAGUGUCGGACAAGUUUUUCUUUCACUGUCUCUCUCUCUUUCUUUGAUUGCUCUAUGUUCGCAGGUCGACAGGAUGCGCCUAUUAUCACCUCCAUGUAUGGUGGUCUCUGGCUAUUAAUGGGUGGGGGUGCAUACUAAUUGCUAACUAGCAGGAGCCUGCUGUCAAUUUAGGAUUGAUUGGCAUUCAUGAACAUACACACAUGCCUACGAUCAAAUCCGAGUUUUCCCCUGCGUUGAUGAAUCCAGUGUAGGUUUUUAGUACCAAGGUUUUUAUGUGCAAAUCCACUUACAGAUUUACUAACAUUUCAUGAAUGAGACCCAAUGUCUUUGUUUAUUUUAACUUUUUGUUUUACAGCAUUUAUUGUCUGUAAAGCACUUUAAAUGUUUUGACUUUUCCAAAAUGAACAGAAAAAACUUAAUCAAUGAUGAUGAGUGAUUACAACUAAGUUCCCCUGCAGACAGACAUAAUCUGUGUCUUGGUUGGCCUCCAGGUUCACUAACCCCUCUGUCCCUGUCCAUUGUUCAACUUUUAACAUGUUGCUAAUCUACCAACUAUGUAGCAACUGUCUGUUAGCAUACACUUCCAAGUCCAUGGUAGUAAUAGAGGUUGGUAUUACAGGUUCCGUGUUACUACUUAGCUAUAGUGAAUUGGAGUAAUGUGGAUAAGUGUUUUGCUCUGUCUACACCAACAGUCUGGUAUAUACAAAGUUUUUCAGGUGGUUUAACACGCCCUCUGGCAGCCAUGUGGGAGGUCUUUAGCUCUCUGGCAUAAUUACAGCUGAUUGCCUUCCUGAAUGUGCAAUUUGGUUGUCUCAAUAGAAUUAAAAGAACAUUUCACAUUUUUUAAGCUCACUAAUUGUUAGCUAAAUAUCAAUAUAGUUUAAAUUCAUCAUUUGGAUACUAGCUAAUUUAUAGCUCAUAGUAGAAACAAGCAUUUUAACAAAACUAAUUUAUCAGAGUUUUACAUUUGAGAAUGUUUCUACAGACACUUUACAAGAAGAUAUUAUUUCAGCUAGCUUUUGAAGAGCUAAAUCUCUACCAUAUAGACAAAGACAUCGUGAAAAUCCAAGUUCGAUGUUUUCAUAUUUUCUUGGCCAGCUAACUGUUUGAUAAAUAUUAAUAUAGCUUAAAUUAAUCUGCUUUUCUUGAUGUGCGCUAAUUUACAGUGCAUGUCAAGAUCAUGAAAAAGACAUCAUAUAUUGCAGGUUUAAUGUUAUUAAUUUUUGCUGCCAGCUGAAUAUCAGUAAUUUAGCUAAAGUACAAUUCUUAGCACUAUAGCUUAAGAAAAAAAAUGUAAUUCAUCAGAAUUUUACAUUUAAGAAUGUUUCCGAACAUUUCCACUGAUCCUGUACAGCAAGUUAUUUCAGCUAGGUUUUGGAGAGCUAAAUUUCUACCAUGGAAGCAAAGACAUCGUUAAAUUUUAUGUUUGCUUUUGUAUUUUGUUUGCUAGCUAAUGGCUGGUUAUUUUUUUAUUUUUUUUUUUUAAAUUCAACUAUUUUGGACACUAGCUUAUGUACAAUUCUUAGCAGAUGCUAGCACUGUAGCAUAAGAACAAAUCUAAUUUAUCAGGCUCUUCAGUUUGUUUGACAAUGAAACUUUCUACACUGACAUCACAACAAGGUUUUUCAGCUAACAGAGAGCCAAAUCUCAACUACAUGGACCUACAUUAUGGUGCCAGAUGAGGCUGAUUAAUUUGUGACCUAACUGAAAACCCUCUAUUAGCUAUGUUUAAACAGACAGUUAAAACAAAACACAAGCAUAUCCUGCUGUGCACUGAUAUUCAUGUACAACUGCGACAAAUAUAAAAACCUGUAAUAGCUUGUAAUUACUCAAUGUCGAAAUAGCCCUAUGAGUAAAAAAACAAACUUGCGUUUGUGGGUUAUUAGCGUAACAAGCUGAAAUUGUUGCUACUAAAUAAUAAUCACUGUUUGUCAUCACAAUUAUUUACGUAUUUAUUAAGUUGAAUAUUUUCACCCAAAGUCUUGUCCUGUUGAGCAUAUACAACAAAUUAACAAAUGUAUUUAAUAUGCAUGUUGUCUUUUUUUUAGUUAAACAAAAGGAUUUAAUAGUCUGCUUUUUUCCUACUGGAACUAAUUUUUGUCCUCAGUUGGUCUGUUUCUUUUGGACUAGAAUGCAUUUUAGAUGCCGUCCGUCAUCUAAUAUGUUUCCUCACAUUAAUGUUUCAUAUUUUGUGUGACCACAGUUUGACACCCUGUAUGACGACUGAAUCCUGUCUGUUUUAUAUCCAUUUACACUCAUUUU
This is a messenger RNA of Epinephelus fuscoguttatus (brown-marbled grouper), 7606 nucleotides long. Its product is annotated as protein MTSS 1-like. The coding region runs from base 351 to 2390 and encodes 679 amino acids. NCBI's taxonomy places the organism in Eukaryota, Metazoa, Chordata, Actinopteri, Perciformes, Serranidae. Gene Ontology annotation, biological process: adherens junction maintenance; plasma membrane organization; positive regulation of actin filament bundle assembly. The record is from RefSeq and is a predicted model, not a curated record. Gene Ontology annotation, molecular function: actin binding; phospholipid binding. The transcript is spliced from 14 exons. Gene Ontology annotation, cellular component: cytoplasmic side of plasma membrane; actin cytoskeleton.